GGCCUCGCGUUGCGUUGCACUGCAGCACAGGCGGGCUGGGAGCCGGAAGGUGAGGCUCCCUCCGGGCAACGAGGGCGCCAACCUGGCGCGGUUUCCCGGGGGCGCCGGCGCGCCUGCAGCUGCCGCGCCUGAAGAGCCCGCACCGCGCACGGGCAGGCCUUCUCUCCUCCGCACUGCGUCCCACCCCCGCCCAAGGCAGCCUCAGAGGGAGGCGAGCCAUGGGCUCCCGGCAGAGCCGGCAGAACAGCCUGGAGGCGGCGGCCGCAACCCCCUGCCCCAAGAAAGGCUUCCGAGGCACAAAGGAGCCGCCGCGGCGCCGGAGCCCCGACUUCCAGCUCGGUUCGCUUCUGCUCGGCUCCGAGAAGUUGCCCGGGCUGCUGCGCAAGAGCAGCCCGGCUCCCUACGUGAGGCGGGUGGGCUGGAUCCGCGAGAUCCAGAAGACCCUGCGCGACCACCAGCGCGAGCGCGCCGUCCACCUCCUCCGGCUCCUGCGAAAGGACCUUGGCUUAGAAGGGACGUUCCUCAGCGAAGUUCUCUACAAGAAUGCAGCGUUCCUAAACCUUGUGGAUCCAAUCUCCCAUGAUCUCCUGAUGAGCCUCGCUAGAGACCUGCAGUGCCCCAAGAAGGGAUGUGACCCUUGGAAGUCCUCGGAUCGGAUCUGCCGGCAGCUGAUCUACCACUUGACGCCUCAUUCAAAAUGGCACCGCCAUGGACCGCCACGCCGGAAAUCCCAGGGAAGCCUGAAGAAUAAUUUGCAGAAGAAACUGAGCCAGGAUGCGAUCCACCUGUCCGGCAUCCCCCUUUCCAUGCGGGAUGUCCACCGCAUGGCCUAUUACCUGCAGAACAACGGUGAGCACCUGAACACGGUGGACCUGAGCUUCACCGACCUGACCGAUGACACAGUGUGCCUCCUGCUGCCUUUCCUGGGGUCGCUGCCCUGCCUCACCCACCUCUCCCUCAACGGGAACCGCCUGACCCGCGCCACGGUGAAGGAGCUCACGGACACCAUGAAGGACACAAGCCGGUUUCCGUUCUUAGCCUGGGUUGACCUCGGCAACAACGUGGACAUCUCCUCCCUGCCUCAGCCCCUGCUCGUUGGGCUGCGGAAGCGUCUCAGCCAGCAGACCACGCUGCCCACCAUCCACGAGUCCCUUGACUGCGAUGCUGAACUCUCUGGCGGGCCAGAGACCAACCAGGUUGAGAAGGAGCUGGAAGGGGCUCUGUCAGGGGCCGAAGGCCACACCCGCGACUGCCCCUAAUGGUCCUGUGAAAGGUGACUGGGCCUUGAGGCGAUCUCUGGGAGGCAGAAUACAGAGCAGGGUGAGCCCUGGCUGCAGAACCGCAAAGUAUGGGGAACCGCCCCCCACCGGUUCCCUUGGGCACUUCUCUUGACUUUGUCAGCAGCCAGGACCUACUUGCAAGUCCCACUCUAUUUCGCCCUUCCCUCUUGGCCAGUCCUCAUCUCUCGCACUCUGCAAAACAGGGACUAGUCACUUACCAUGACAACAGCGAACCUGGAACCAGGGAAAAGGAACCCAUUGGGAGAUGCCAGGUUAAGAUGUAGGACUCAGCAUCACUGGCACAGGCAGCUGGGGCGACGCCGGGCUGCCCUUUCUAACCCUCCAGCUGCUCUGCAAGCCCAGGUGGCAGAGCCACGGGGGAGCCAUGUGGGCAGGCCCAGCAGCUGCUGCUGGAGUGCCUCACAGACCGGUGCCAGUCCCUUGCACCUCGCUCUCGUCCCUUGUCUCUCCCACCCCACCCACUCUCCAGACAAAGGGAAAUGGAAUGCAAUGGUCUACCGCAUUGCAAGCCAAGAACAUGUGACCGGAUUGCAGCACCAGGAUAUUUCCAGACUAGGGGAAAUGUGUCAGGGUGGGGGUGGGGGUGGGGGUCACUUAUAGGCCUCUAGUUAGAGGGGAACAUAUUUGUAGAUUAACAGGAACUGUUUUAUAGCCUCCACUUUUGAACAAAAAAAUGUCUGCUAGAGCUUCUGUACUGCUUAGGCUGUUUGAUAUGGAGACACAAGCAUGCAUGUAUUUAAAACACCGCUGUGCUGCUUGCUUGUCAGAGAUUGUGUGAUCAUUGUGAAGUGACGUCAACAAGGCCACGCUUCUGAUACAAGUGAGGAAACUGUAACAGUGGUGCAAAACCUCCUCCAUGUAUUUUCAGCAUUGCCCAUUGCUGUAUAUGUUGAUAAUAAAUGGAUUUCUUGGACUGAA
Elgaria multicarinata webbii is the source of this 2219-nucleotide messenger RNA. RefSeq names its product leucine rich repeat containing 75B (gene LRRC75B). The transcript has 4 exons. The record is from RefSeq and is a predicted model, not a curated record. The coding region runs from base 219 to 1259 and encodes 346 amino acids. NCBI's taxonomy places the organism in Eukaryota, Metazoa, Chordata, Lepidosauria, Squamata, Anguidae.